This is a messenger RNA of Trichoderma gamsii, 972 nucleotides long. RefSeq lists its product as hypothetical. NCBI's taxonomy places the organism in Eukaryota, Fungi, Ascomycota, Sordariomycetes, Hypocreales, Hypocreaceae. Gene Ontology annotation, cellular component: fungal-type vacuole. The record is from RefSeq and is a predicted model, not a curated record. The coding region runs from base 1 to 972 and encodes 323 amino acids. The transcript has a single exon.
AUGCGGGCCUCCAACCUCUUGUCGACCCUGACGGCCUUUGCCGUGCUGGCCUCUCCCGUGCUGGCCCAGAAGAAGGGCUCUUCCUCUUCCUCGAGCUCAGUGUCUUCUGCGUCUUCUGCGUCUUCCGCGUCCUCAUCGCCCACUCAGUCGCCCUCCCAAACCGCCGACGACUCGGGCCCUACUGGACUGCCCACGCUGACCGGCCCAGGCGGCCCUGUUCCGACAUACCCAGCGCCCACCGUUCCGCCCACCAAGAAUGCGCCCUUCAUGAAGCACUCCAGCGCGCCGGACGGCACUGUCUUCAUCGCCGUUGGCGCCAUCCUCGGCGCAUUUGGCCUCGGCGUUCUUCUCUGGCGCGUCAUCGUCAGCUUCCUGCUUCAUCGCUCCGUCCGCCGCGCCGCUCUGGCCCAGCACGAGGCCAACACCAAGACUGGCUUCCCAGCACCGCCCGCGCCCUUCUACAAGUACUCGGACCACGCCUCUCCCGCUGCGCCUUCCAGCGGCCGCGGCGUCCGUCGCACCAACCGCAACACCAUGACUCCGUCUGCCGCUCCCAGCCAAUCCAAUCUGUUCUUUUCGCCCACAGCAGCUGGUUCCAACGCUCCGGGCGCUCGCGGCUCGGCUUUCCUGCCCUCCGGAUUCUACGCUGCCGGAAACUCGUCUCCUGGCGGACAGCAAGGCCCUUCCAUUAGCUUGACCAACCUGCGACCUGAAUCGACAAGCUACCCCAACGGCUCGAGAGGCUCGCUUAUGGGCCCGUCGCCUCCCGACUCUCCUCACUUCUCCCCGCGAAGAGACAUGAGCAGCAGCUCGGUCAACCUAAACACUCGCCAGCCGGGCCAGCGGGCUCCAAGUGCCUAUCUCGAAGACUUGCUUGCCGAUGAGCCUGGCAGCCUUCCUCCGCCCCAGAUGCCGCGCGACAGAGCCAGCGGUAGCGGCAGCCCUCGAGGCAGCCCUCGAAACAGAUACUAA